Molecule: messenger RNA, 2761 nt
Organism: Pangasianodon hypophthalmus (striped catfish)
Lineage: Eukaryota; Metazoa; Chordata; Actinopteri; Siluriformes; Pangasiidae
Product: glucagon-like peptide 2 receptor
Exons: 13
Coding region: 303-1877 (524 amino acids)
Biological process (GO): adenylate cyclase-modulating G protein-coupled receptor signaling pathway; cell surface receptor signaling pathway
Cellular component (GO): plasma membrane
Molecular function (GO): glucagon receptor activity; peptide hormone binding
Source: RefSeq, a predicted model, not a curated record
AGUGGUUGGGGAGGGCCAAGAGGAGAGUAGCCAGAGAGUAAGCAAGACACAUUCCCAGUUGAAGACGAGGUGCCGGAAGAGUGUGGCUUAGAGGAAGCUCCAAAGACCUUACCUUUCUUCGAGACGAUACUUCUAUUCAUCAGGAGUACUUUUACUCAUCAAGCCUACUCUGAUCAAGUGCUGACAGACUGGCAUACAUCAAACAGGAAAUUUUCUCAGGAGCGACAGUGCUAGAGGGGCUCAGGGAUGUAGUAAGAUGUCCUGGUGCACUGUACGCCUUGUAAGAAGGUGAGCAGUGAGCCAUGGAUACACGGAUCUUCCCCCAGCCAGCCACGAGGCUGACAAGCACGAGUGCCAUACAACUCCUUGCUCUCUUUCUGCUGCUCUCAUACACACGGGUCACUGGCACCAUCUUUGAAGAUUUGUUGCAUAAACAUGCUGAAUAUAAAGAAAACUGUACCAGAACCCUGGCAGCCACCCUACACAAUGUAACUGGAAUAUACUGCAACGGGACAUUGGACCGUUUUGCCUGUUGGCCACAUUCAUCUCCUGGGAAUAUAUCAGUGCCAUGUCCUCCAUAUUUACCAUGGAUUAAGGAAGGUUUUUCAGGAAAUGUUUAUAAAAUAUGUACUGCCAAUGGAACCUGGAAAACAGAAGAGAAUUCCAGCAUUAUCUGGGAGGAUAAGUCUGAAUGUGAAGACCCAGGCUUUUUCAAAAAUAAGGAAGACGAGGCAUUUCAAAAUUCAGUCUUGAGGAUCCUCUCCAUAGUUGGCUACAUGUUGUCCUUGUCCAGCCUGAUUUUAGCUGUGCUUAUUCUGGGCCUGUUGAGGAAGCUUCACUGUACUAGGAACUACAUCCACAUGAACCUCUUUGUGUCAUUCAUGCUUAGAGCUAUAGGAGUCAUUACCAAAGAAAUUGUAAUUUAUGUCACAUACUCCAGCAAGCCCAGCGAUGAAGCUGGAUGGAACAGCUAUCUGGAUUCUACGAAAGCCCUGCUGUGCAAAGCCUCCGAGGUGUUAAUGCAGUAUUUUGUGGCCUGUAAUUACUUCUGGCUCCUGGUGGAGGCGAUCUUCCUUCACACUCUGCUCUUUACUGCUGUGUUGACCAAGCGGAGGCUGCUGAAGAGAUACAUGCUGGUAGGAUGGGGGACUCCAUUUCUGUUUGUGACACCUUGGACAGUGGCUAAAGCUCUGUAUGAAAAUAAAGGCUGCUGGGUCAUCACUAACAGAUGGAUCUGGUGGAUUAUUAGAGCUCCAAUUACACUGUCAGUUUUUGUUAUUUUCUGUAUAUUUCUCAGGAUCAUAAACCUCCUGCUGUCAAAAUUAAAAGCUGAUCAACUAAGGUUUACGGACUACAGAUACAGUUUAGUGAGAGCAACACUGGUGUUGAUUCCAUUGCUCGGGGUCCACGAAAUUCUAUUCAUGAUACUCAUAGACGAAACUAUUGAGGGAAAUCAUCGCUAUGUGCGAAAUUUCAUCAAUUUAACCCUGAGCUCUUUCCAGGGAUUCUUGGUUGCUGUUCUGUACUGUUUUGUCAAUGGAGAGGUCCGCGCUGAGCUGAAGAACAGGUGGCAAGUGUUCGUCUCCAACCACUUGGAGGAUCACAACUGCUUUACACGCAUGCACCCCAAAUACUUAUGGAAAAAGUCAUGGAAGGGGACGGGACAGCCCUCGGACCACAGCGACUCAUACGAGGAGAGAAGCCACGCCCCCACACAGACCCAGCUCACUCAGGUGACCAUCCAAUCAGGGGCAGAGUUGUCCUGUGGACAGUGUCCAGGUCUGGAGUUCUACACAAGGAAGAGUCUGUCCAGCAGUGAUGGGGACAUGACUUUGGGCGAGACCAUGGAGGAGAUCCUGGAGGAGAGUCAGUUUUAACCUCCUCCUGGUACUGACUCUUUCAUAGACCAAAAUUGCUGGUGAAUUUUUGUAUAAACAUUGUUGGGCAAUACUCAUACUCACUGGUAUUUUUUUUUUUUUACUGAGUAUAGCCAUACACACCAUCUAACUGCAUUAGAUUUUUAGCAGAAGCAGGCAUAGUCAUCCCAGCAUAUUCACAGUGAAAAAAAUUCUGAAAUCGUAGCCAUUUCCUUUUUAACAAAUGCUUCAAUCUAAGCCUUCUGGUAGAAGCACUUAACUUACAAGGCGAUGUUGCAUAACUGUUUUCUUAAGGGAUAUGUAUAUAUUUACAUGAUUAUUUUAGAUGUAGAACAACACCUUACACAACAAGUCUUAACUUCUGUCUCCAUGUUUUAAAGGAUGUCAUCUAGAGUAAAUACAAUGUGAAUUGUCUACCUAUCAAAAUGCUAUUUUUUAAAUUCUGUUGUUCUGUUUAUUGCAUGUACAGAAGCACUUUAUGUUCGGUACCUUUUGUUGAUAAAAGGAGUGGUCAAUUAAUUAUGUUAAUUUUUUAAAACAGUACAAGAUUAUUGCACACAGGAAACCAAAUAAACCAGUUAAACGUCAGUAAUAAUAGUAUAUAUCAUGUAUAAAUGGGUAAGACUUUUAAUGUUUGUAACAUGUACCACAUUCACGGGUUAGGGAAAGGACAAAUCAGUGUCAGUUGAAAAUAUUGCCUAGAUUUACCUUAUCCCUGUCACGAAAAGGCCAGUAGUCCAGUAAUGACUAAAAUAUACAUUGGUCAUUGCUACACAUUACAUACUACCCUAUAACACGAACAUUAAAUUUCUUUUCAAUUUAACUUUUUUUUUCAUCAUACAGAGACAUACACUUCUAAUUGAAUUUUGUUUUUUUAAUUACAA